AUGAUAACCGAUGUUAAUAUAACAAACCUUACAAUCACAGAAUCAACUCCAGAUACAACCAAUACUAUCACUACUACUACGACAACAACAUCUGGAGUAGUAACAACCGAUACUUCUUCUUCUUCUUCUGUUUCAAACAAGGAGGAAACAAUCACUACAACAACUACUUCUUCUACUACUGAAGUUGAUGGAGAAGACAAUGAAGAUUUAUUAGAAGUAUCUGAUAGACAGUUGGCAUAUGUUCACAAGAUCAUUGACUUGGAACCUAUUGUUGGUGCAGAUGUUAUUGAAAUUGCUACUGUACUUGGGUGGCGUGUCAUUGUCAAGAAGGGGUUAUACAAGGUUGGUGAUUUAGUCGUUUACGUUGAAAUUGACUCUCUCCUUCCACCAUGGAACUACUUUAUCUCUGAUCGACUUGAUAAAUGUAAUUUUAAAAUUAAAACUAUUAAAAUGCGUGGACAAUUAUCUCAAGGAUAUUGUAUUCCAAUUAAAGAAUUAUUAAAUCAUCCACAUAAACAAUUAAAAGCUGUAUAUCAUGAAGAAGAGAAUAUUGAUAGUGGAGUAAAGGAGAUUCACCGAGUUGAUCGUGAAGAGACUGUAUUAAAGAUUGAGAUUGGAUCGAAUGUGACCGAGUUUAUUGGCAUUAAAAAGAUUCAGGAUCAUCAUGGAGGUGGAGGUGGUGGCAACAACAUCUUUAAGCGAAUCAAGAGCAAUGGGAUGUCACCAUUCCCCAGCUUUUUGGUAAAGUCUGAUCAACCACGUAUCCAAAACCUGCCACACUACAUGGAGACCUACGAAGACGUUGAAUUCGAGGUGACCGAGAAACUCGAAGGAUCAAGUAUCACAGCCUACCACAACAACGGAAAGACUGGUAUAUGCUCUCGAAACUAUGAACUCAAGCACACAACAGAGACGGCUGAAUCUGAAAUAUUUACAACUCUUGUUGGACGACUGGAUAUUCUCAAACGUUUGGAAGAGGCCAAGAUCAAUGUCGCCCUGCAGGGUGAAAUCAUCGGACCAAAGAUCCAAGGUAAUAUCUAUGGUCUCCCCGAGACACAGUACAAGGUCUAUGAUAUUUAUUUGAUUGAUAGUAAUAGAUAUGCCACACAACCAGAACGUGUCGAUAUCAUGAACACGAUCGGACUCAAAUGGGACGACCACGGUGUUCCAUUCCUCGGUGUCCACAAAAUCGGUGGCAAGAAACUAUCCGAUAUUUUAGAUAUGGCCAAUGGAUUCUCCCAACUCAAAGGUUCCAAACCAAAAGUAUUACGUGAAGGUAUUGUAUUUAAAUCAAAUACUCUCAGACAUGAUAGAGUCAUUCAUUUUAAAUCAAUUUCAAAUCAAUAUUUAUUAAAAAAAUAA
Cavenderia fasciculata is the source of this 1362-nucleotide messenger RNA. RefSeq lists its product as uncharacterized. NCBI's taxonomy places the organism in Eukaryota, Evosea, Eumycetozoa, Acytosteliales, Cavenderiaceae. The record is from RefSeq and is a predicted model, not a curated record. The coding region runs from base 1 to 1362 and encodes 453 amino acids. The transcript has 2 exons.